GUUAACGGGAGUGGAGAGGUCGUGCAUGUUGCAGACUCCGGGCUCGAUGUCGAUCACUGCUUCUUCAGGGACUCAAAGCGGAGCCUCACGUACAACAAGGUCGAUCGCAAGCACAGGAAGCUUCUCGUCUACUGGAUCAGCCGGCAUGGCGAUGGCUUUGAUUCCAUCGGAGGGCAUGGGACACAUGUGGCUGGAAGCAUUGCAGGAUCUCUUGAGGAUGUGACGUGGCAUCCUCUUGCUAACUUCAGCGGAGUCGCGCCUGCCUGUAAGCUUGCUUUCACAGACGCAGAGAGGCAGACCAGCAGCGACGGGGAAGGUCCUUUCGUGCUGGAUGACAUCCCCAGCAGCAUCUACCUGAAACCCUACGAAGAGGUCGGAGCCCGCCUUCACUCGCACUCGUGGGGCACACAAGACUUCAGCUACACCAUCGACGCACAUGAGCUGGACGAUUUCAUCUAUCGGCAUCCGGACGCCUUUUUCUCCUGGGCUGCUGGCAACGAUGGAGAGCAGGAGCGUUUCGGGCUCAUUGCUAGCCCUGCGAGCGCUAAGAAUUGUCUGAGUGUUGGAGCCACAUUCGCACCCGUGGACAACGCACAUGUGCUCUCCUUCAGCGCUCGCGGUCCCUGCAAGGAUGGAAGACUCAAACCAGAUGUGGUUCUCCCGGGGCUUCUCCAUAGCGCUCAAGGUCAAGUGGGAAACGACUGCAGCCAGACGGUGCAGGAGAAGCUCGCGACGUUGACCAAGAUGGGAACUUCUAUGGCUGCGCCUGUGGCUGCAGGGCUCGCUGCCUUGGCUCGCAGCUACCUGGGUGAG
Guillardia theta CCMP2712 is the source of this 813-nucleotide messenger RNA. RefSeq lists its product as hypothetical. The annotation marks the transcript as partial. The transcript is spliced from 3 exons. Gene Ontology annotation, biological process: proteolysis. Lineage: Eukaryota; Cryptophyceae; Pyrenomonadales; Geminigeraceae. Gene Ontology annotation, molecular function: serine-type endopeptidase activity. The record is from RefSeq and is a predicted model, not a curated record.